AUGUAUCCUGUCCAGUAUGCUCCGCAACCAUACGUGGCUGCCGUGACGCCCGCAUUCAAUCAACAACCUGCUCAGGCUUAUCAAGCGCCUCCAGCUUACCGACCAGCUCCAGUUCAACAACGUGCUGCGGCUCCGCCAGCUUAUCAACAAGCACCAGCAGCUCCUGUUUAUCAACAACCGAGAGCUCAAGCGCCGAGGCAGAAUGCUCAGAACCAAAAUAGGAGACAAGGGGAGAGGGUGACCUUCAACCCAAUCCCAAUGUCCUACACUGAGCUUUAUCCCUCCUUGUUGCAAAAGGGGUUGGUAGUUCCCAGACCUAUGGGACCUCCACCUGAUCGUCUUCCUCCAUGGUACAACCCUAAUGCAUACUGUCCUUUUCAUGAAAAAGGUGCCCCCGGGCAUGACCUAGAAGGUUGUUACGCUCUAAAGCAUAGGGUUCGAGAGUUGAUUGAGAGCAAGAUCUUGUCUUUUAAGGACAUGGGACCGAAUGUGAAGAACAAUCCUCUUCCUCCCCAUGGAGAUCCUGCAGUAAACGCCAUUGAGGAUGCCUUUGUUGGUAUUACGGUUGAUAAGGUGGAUGAUGUGAAGACUCCUUUGGUGGCAUUCCAUUCCCGAUUGGUGGAAGCUGGCCUGAUUAAUGUAAAUCAUGAAAAUUGUGAAGAGUGUGCCACACAUCCAAAAGGGUGUCAGAUGGUGCGAGACAAUAUUCAAGGCUUGAUGGAUGAAGGAAUGCUUCAAAUAUCCAGUGUCGUGAAGAACGAAGACGUGUUGGUAAUUGAACCUUGUUUCAAUUUACCCGAACCAGUGGAAAUCCCUUAUUAUAGCAGAAGGGUGACGCUUGAGAAUAGUCAUCCGUCGCCUUUUGAAAUAUGUAUGCCCGCACCUUUUCCCUACGAAAGCACCAGGGCUGUGCCUUGGAAAUAUGAGAUCACUGUUGUGGAUAAGGUUGUUGAAGGAAGUUCAGACGCUGAGGUGACAGAAGCUGUAAGUGAAGACGUCACAAAUAUUGCAGGAAUGAGCAGAAUGACCCGUAGUGGUCGAAUCUAUACGCCUAAAUUCAAUGUGACUCCUCAAGGGCCAAACAAGGAAUCAACGGUUGCAGCUCCCACUAAAGAACCCGAAGUGGUCCAAUCCGAAGAUGUUGUUGAACUCUUGAAGUUAAUCAAGAGAAGUGACUACAAAGUGGUGGAUCAGCUGCAUCAAACACCAUCUAAAAUCUCUAUUCUGUCUCUGCUACUGAACUCCCAAGCCCAUAGGGAGGCUUUGUUGAAGGUGCUUGCCCAAGCUCAUAUAACGCAAAGCAUAACAGUUGACCAAUUUGAUGGGGUGGUUGCGAACAUCACAACCUGCAAUACUUUGAGCUUCAGUGGAGAGGAAUUACCUGAGGAUGGACAAAAUCACAAUCGUGCUCUCCAUAUCUCGGACCCUGUUGGGAAAGCUUCUUCAUCUUUCGCAUCUCUGAAGAGCGCAAGGUCUAGCAUCGAAGGAGGAAACCCUGAAGGUUGGGGUCAACUUAUUGAUAUUCGUGAGAAGCAUGAUCGCUUUGGUCUGGGAUAUGUGCCUUCCGCUGCGAAAGGAGCCCGAGUCCCUGCAAAGGACAACACCCGAAGCAUCCAGGAAGUAUUCCUCAGCACAGGAUUCAUCCAUGGAGAUCAGGUCAAUGCAAUUGAAGAUAGCACCGCAAAUGAAGAUGAGCCAUGUUUGGUUUACCAGUGUGAGACAGCUUUGAACAACUGGAAGGCGGUUGAGAUCCCCGAAAUUUUUCCUUUGUCAAAGUAA
Messenger RNA from Lathyrus oleraceus (garden pea), 1779 nucleotides. RefSeq lists its product as uncharacterized. Lineage: Eukaryota; Viridiplantae; Streptophyta; Magnoliopsida; Fabales; Fabaceae. Bases 1 to 1779 code for a protein of 592 amino acids. The record is from RefSeq and is a predicted model, not a curated record. The transcript has 2 exons.